AUGUAUCGAAUGUACGAUGCAAUGGCCAAAUCCCCAUCUGGUAUCGAAAGUGGUGUUUUGCAUCAGUUUGGACAUUUCGAUCAAUGCUUAGAUCAGCGACAUUUUUAUUCGAAUGCAAACGGAAAUGGAUCUAGUGAGCUUGUAGUGCGUUCAAAAUAUUGCUUAGUAGAUAUAAAAAUGGAUGGAUUCACAUUGCAAACGGUGGGCAGUCGUCAAAAAGAGGCCUUGAAAAGCAUUGGUGAUGCAGCAGUGGUGGUGGUGUCGCAUUGGGGCGCAUGCGUGCCAGCGUCUUGUGAGCCCACCGAUGUCGCUCUGUUUUUGCAGAACUACUUGCAACGCCCGGUGUUAAGCGUCAACGAAACGGCCUGUCAGCUGAGCAACGUUGGAUCCGGCAGGGCGUUGCACGUCGAUGGUGGAAUGUUUGCUUAUGCUGUUGUGCUAUUUCUGUUUAUUUUGCUGGCUACAUUGAGCACCGCCUAUCAUUGCUACUUGAUUUAUGCGUCGAGAAGUGCCGAUGAUGUCUCGAAACGCGCAUUGCAACAAGAAACAUUGACAAUCGCAUUGUUGUCGUUCUCAGUUAUAGAGAAUACGAAGAAACUGUUUCAGGCGAGUAAAGACCAGAUGGGGCUAAACUCGAUAAACGGCAUCAAAGCAAUGGCAAUGUUGCUGAUACUUGCCGGGCAUGCGCUGUCGUUUAUCUAUGGCAGUCCCACUUAUAAUGUGGCGUUCGUAGCAGAGCAAACGAAAUUCCCCACAUUUGCAUUCCUCUACAAUUCCCUAUUAUUUGUGGAUACGUUUCUGUUGUUGAGUGGUUUCCUGUUCUGUCGCAUUAUGCUGGUCGAACUGCAUCGUCGUCGUGGUCAAAUAAAUCCGUUGAUUUUGUACAUUGGCCGCUACAUUCGCCUAACACCGGCCUAUAUGGCAAUUAUCGGCUUCUACAUGACCUGGUUUCCGAGCAUCGGCAGCGGUCCGUUAUGGGCAGAGCGCAUCAGACGUGAGCAGGAGCGCUGUCAGGCGUCAUGGUGGCUUAAUAUACUCUAUGUAAAUAAUUAUUUCAACACGGAUAAGUUUUGUAUGUUCCAAUCGUGGUAUCUGUCUGUCGAUACGCAACUUUUCUUCAUUGCGCCAAUUUUCAUCUAUCUACUAUUCAAAAUGCGAAAAUAUGGCCUUCGCUUGCUGAUUGCAGCUGUCGUUUGUACCACAGUUAUUCCAUUUGUGGUGACAUUUGUGCGGCACUUGGAUCCAACUUUGUUGGUCUAUUCAGACGAAUUAACCGACUUGGCCAGUAAU
Rhagoletis pomonella (apple maggot) is the source of this 1290-nucleotide messenger RNA. Its product is annotated as nose resistant to fluoxetine protein 6-like. Gene Ontology annotation, molecular function: acyltransferase activity, transferring groups other than amino-acyl groups. The transcript has 8 exons. The annotation marks the transcript as partial. The record is from RefSeq and is a predicted model, not a curated record. Lineage: Eukaryota; Metazoa; Arthropoda; Insecta; Diptera; Tephritidae.